Molecule: messenger RNA, 1054 nt
Organism: Musa acuminata AAA Group (dessert banana)
Lineage: Eukaryota; Viridiplantae; Streptophyta; Magnoliopsida; Zingiberales; Musaceae
Exons: 2
Coding region: 128-913 (261 amino acids)
Source: RefSeq, a predicted model, not a curated record
CAUCAGUAGUAUAAAAUCGUUGGUAUCAAAAAAGGACCGAGAGGGUGGGUGGGAUCGAUCUCACCUCUCUUUCCGGCGAUUCUCGAUCACCGCGACAUCGAAGCGCAGUUCGAUUCAAGAUCGACCCAUGGCGUCUUCGACCUGCGCCUUGGAGCUCCGAGCGGCGGGGUUGGCCGGUCAAUUUCCGGCGGUAAGGAAGCAACGAAAGGGUUCUUCUCUCUGCCUUCUUCUGGCAGGCACCAAGUCCCGGCGGCGUGAUUCUUUUCUGGAGAUAAGCAGAGGCACACGAGCCACCGUGAGGGCCGCCCAAGCUGUGGGGCACGACAGGACGACGGCGCUCCCCUUCUCCGCCGUUCCAACAGGACAACUAGCGCUGUCGGCUCCUGCAGCGGUGUACAUGAACAAGAUGGAAGAGGGGGGGAAGGUUGUCACCCCCGAGAUGCUGGAUCGGUGGAUGAGGGAAUCAAUCGGAGAGAUUGUGCGGAACAUCGGCAAGGCGCCCUUUCUCAUGCACAUCUUCUCCGACGGAGGCCGAGGGGGCGCCGCGCCGGCGCUGCGGCUGGAGAAGGAAGCGGCGUCGCCACAGAUCUGGCGGCAGAUCAAGAAGCGGUGGGACAAGGAGGGCCGCACGCCCGACGCCGUGAUCCUGGUGGAGGGGCUCGAAGAGGGAGAGAUGGAGGACGGCACUCGCGUUGAAGAGGCCGCGGUCGGCGUCGUCUGCCGCAGCGUCCCCCGGACGUGGGGCCUGGUGGUGCAGGGGCGGGGGAUGGACUGCGUCGCGUGCUACAUCCUCAACAUCACCCGGGUGAUGUCGUCGAUGGGCUUCUGCACCCACUUCUGCCUCGUCCGUGCCAAAUGCUUCGGCGAGCCGGCGGACGUGCAGCUCAGGAACGUUUGGUUGCAGGGGAGGUAGAUGGCGCGCCCACUCACGGGUGGUGAUCGCUGCAUCGGAGCCGCCAAAGACGAAGCCUGAUUUGCUUGUAUUAUUAUUAUUAUUUUUAUCAUUUCCCUAACAAAAUUCGGCAAGAAAUAUUAUUUUUACUCAUUGCUUUUA